AUGUAUUUCAAAAAGUGCUUACCCCGACCAAAAGCCUCAAACCUCGAGGUGAAUUUCAUCUCAAAGUUACGAAAGUUCGUCUGUUGUUGCUUCAAUUCGUCAGUAGUUUAAGCAUGCGCGGUCGAAGUUUCGCCUUUGAGCUGGUAUCUUUCUCAGUUUCCUUAGUAACUGAUGGAGCACAGCCGGAACAUGUCAAUGUAAUAUAGCACAAGAUUUGUGUUAUCACUCUGUCUAGCCUUUUAUGAGUAGACAUGUGAUGGAUACAGGCGAAGUUAAUUCUUCUGGAAAAGUAAAAUGGACUUUAAACAACUCUGAUCUUCCAAAGAAGGAUGCAAGGCCAAAAUAUUCGCGUAUUUCGGAGCACUUUCGGCACGUUGCACCGGGUGCUUUACAGUGUUCAAUGUUUUGCGGCGGAAAACAGUGCAAGUAUGAAAACCCUGCCAAGUUUAGAAGCGAAGAAAUGGCGAUUCAAGGACUCUAUUCCUCGUGGUAAGCUUUAACUGUUAUUAGUUAAGCUGAAAGAGUGAAGAUCUAUUUUUUUGGUGAAGUAUGGGAUCGCUGAGAACAACUUGUAGACUAAAAACGACUUGUUAAGGCACCGUGAGUAUGCUUAUGGCUGUGAGGAAAUAUAGUUGAGAGUGCAGUUAGGGUCUAAAUAUGUAAAUGGUAUAUUUCUGUUAUAAAAAGGUCUUUACAUUCAAGGCAAGAUAGUAUCUUCUCAUGAAAUAUUGAUCGAUAUAAAUUUAUGGUAAUCGUCAAGAUGAGUAAUUUUCUAUUGGACAGCGGAAAAUAAUCUAUGCAGCUCUAGAGUUCUCAAGUGUCAUAACUCAUUGAUUUCGUCAUCAGCCCCUCCAAGUGGUCGACCUUUGAUAUUCUGAGGCAGAUCUACAUGUACAGGGCUUUCUUUGACUCAAAGGCACGAUAUUUUCUGCGGAGGUCUUUUCUCAUCACUCAAAGUCUUCCAAGGAUGUUCAUAAUUUCCAAAGAUACCCCCUGGAGUUGUACAAAGAAUAAACAAACGAAAUCACACAUAGGAUAAUUUGGAAUUAUCAACUCUCAGUUGACAGUUUCAAAGCUGAUUUUUGAGCAUUAUUCGUCAGAGCAAUCUCACAUAGAUUUACUCAGUUGUAAAGCAUAUGGAGGGCCUGAAAACUGGCCUUGUAAUGGGGUAAUUUUGUGUUAUCAACUGCAUUUAUAGAGUAAAUUGGCCACUGUAAAGAGUUAAAAAGCUGGCGUUUUUAGUGUUAACCCUUCCUUAGCUCUCUCAUGAAGGGCUAACACUCAAAAUGUCAGCAUUUAAAUUCUCUACAGUGGCCAAUUUAUGUUAUCAACUCAGUUGAUAAUACUAAAUUAUACUCUCCUACCAAUGCAGCACCAAAGUUUCUUUUGAAACUAACCCCCUUUAUUCAUUUGGUCUUGUAAUGGUUUGGAUCUUUGCUUCUGGCUCUGGCAAUAAUUUUUGUCAUAAUUUGUUAGUAAGGGUCAUGGUUACACGACUGUUUAGAGUUAAUGGUUAUGUUGCAUGUGAAUACAGUCUCUACUCUGAACUAGCUUACAACAAUUGUCUAAUUGCAACAUACAAAUGAGAUUACUGUAGAGUAAUCCUUAUUUAGCCCAAAGUAUAUAAAUUUUACUUAGAAAUCAUGUACCCUUAAUUUUCAAUUUUAUGUAGAAGAAAUUAAAUUCCACUGAAACCCUUUUCUUCCGUUGUUGUUCUCACAGUGAUUUAUUUUGUAUGCUAUUUGUCAUACUCUUUUACAGGGUAACUCCAGACAUUUUAGCCACUGCUCGUCCAUCUACUGAAGUUAUGAGGACAUAUGCUGUCAUCGAACAGUUUUCCAGGUACAGCAUAUAUAUUUAACUUAAUUGCAAAUAUCACAGCACAUGUACAUGUAUGUUGCAACUAUACAAAUCUUUAUGGUUUCAUUGAAAUGGAAAUGUAAAGUUUAAAAUAGGUAAAUUUGUUUUAAGAAAAGUGAAGGGCAAAUUUACAUUUUUUAAAAUAAACUUGCAUUAAACAUCUAAUUUGUUUAAUUGAAAUUAAAAUAAUUUUUGUGGUUCUCCUUUUUUAUUAUGAACUAUUUGGUUACAGCAGAAUCCCCAUAGCAAUACCAACCGACUAGACUGAAAAAAUUAAUGGAAAAUUGUUAAUGUGACUCUGAUGGAGAUUUUCACUCAGUUCACACAAUUUGAUUUCCUUUCCAUGGUAGUAUUCCUAUCUGUUUUGUAUAUGAUGAGAGACAUUUUCUAUACAAGUGUGUAUUGACAGUUUCGUAGUAGGUGUACUCUAUCAUUUGAUUUGUAUGCUUUCUCCAAAAAGGAUGGGAAUUAAAUCAUUGAUAAACCUUCAGCAUCCAGGAGAACAUGUCAGUUGUGGCUUUGGUAUUGAUCCUGUUAGUGGCUUUUCUUAUGAUCCAGAAGACUUCAUGAAAGAUGACAGUAUGUACUGCUCCCACUUAUUCAGUUAAUGAAUCCUGUUUUCUCUUGACACAUUCCUGUAGUGUCACUAUUUUAGCUUUUAAAAUAACAAGGCGUUAAAAUACAAAUCUCAGAUGCCCCUUUUCAGUAGAGUAUGUGCCGAUCACAUUGUAAUAACCAAGAAGAAACGUGAUGAUUAAAAAUUCUUUUGUAUAUAAUUAAACUUAUUUUGUUAAACCUCUAGUGUGGAAGAAUAGGCAACCAUUCUGUUUAGUAGUAAAUUAAAUUAUAUAUCUGAAAUCAGUGUUUACUAAGCUGUAAGUAAAGGUAUACUUUUACAGUGAUAGUGCACAUAAUUUUCUUGCUAUCUCAGUUUAAAUGAAAACACUAAUUUUCCUUCUGUGAUACCUUAAGUUGUAGAGAAAAUGAUCCAAUGAAACUCAUGGUAUCAUUGCAAUAUUGAAAUGUGUGAAUGUAGUUCAUUGAUGGAAAACUCACCUAUUUCUAAGUGAUAAGCACCCUAAGCCUACAGUCUCACAAAAAAAACAUGUUUUUGGAAUAUGUUAAUUCUUCAUAAUGAAGCAUUAAAACCAAGGAACAGAAACUAAGAACCAUGUUUUUCUACAGAGGCAAGCAUCAUAAAUAAAUAAGUAAAGGUGGAACACUUUACAAAAGUCUAAAAACAUCAAGGGGACUUUGUCACCUUACAUGUAUACCCACUCUGUGAAAUAUUCUCUCAAAUUUCCCAUGGCUAUUAUUCUGAAAGGUUUUAAUUAGAUAGAGCUUUUAAUCCAUACAUGUAUAUAGUGAUUUGAUUCUGAAAUGUAAGAAAUUAACCUUUGUUGUGUUAAGAAUAAUUACGUAAAUGUAUUUGAUAAACACAACAGAGCUUGGCUUGCACUCAGGUUGCAUCAGUGGUAGUGUAUUUCAUUGUACAGCAGUCUGGUAAAACUUUUACAGUGCCUUUUCUCUUUGUCUGAUUGAACUACUCAUUUUAUUUAUUAUUCUGAUGUGACUUUGGAACUCUGUGAAAAGUAGUUCGUGAUGCUGUUUGCUGAUGCUGCUAAGUUUGGCAGACAAUUAUAACAUAUUUUUAUGUUGUGGUCACUAACACCAAAAGUUGAGGUGCAGUGACACUUAAUGCAUACAUUAAUGUGAUUUAACUCAUGAAAACUUAUUGAGAUAACAGAUCAAUUAACACCUCAAAUUUUAGAAUAGUUAAUUAUGAUUUUUUUAUUUGAAAUAGCUAAUAAUUAUUAACAUUGGCUGAUUUAUUAUUUUCCUUAUGGCUCUCAUUUUGAAAACAAGUUUUCUUCUACAAUUUUGGAUGGUGAGUGUUGUCUUUUAUACUUUAUUGAUAACUAGUCCACAUGUAAUUAAAAAAUAUACAAACUAAAUGUACCUUGUGCAACAGGUGUUUCCUAGAGACAUGUGAGGUAAGCAUGAGGGGCAAGACAUGUAGACCAUUGUUCACACUUUCUGGCAUUUAUUUGUAAAGACAGCUAUCCAAUUUGGCUGUAACAUCAUUUGGUCAUCACAUGGUCACAUUUGGUUUUUGUUUAUUGGACCAAGCUCUCUGAGGAGCCCUCCAUCUAGCCCAAAUAUGUUAGAAAUAUGAAUGCAAAACAAGGGAAAAAUAUCUGCUAACUGUUAUUUCUUGCCAGCAUACUUUAAAUGUUUUUGGUUAGCCAGAAGAAUGGGCAUUUUCUCCAUUGUAAUACUGGGAUGGCCAUGAGUUAUUUUGGCUAUUUUAGUUCCACAGCUUUUUGACUGAUUUUUACAACCCUAAACUCAGAGCCAGAUCAGAGGUUUUGAACAAGCCUGCAAACAUUUUGCAAAUUUGUGAGAAAGCCUAUGAUUAGGAAAUAACAUCAAAAUCAUAAAAGAACUAUAAACAGUUUUCAACACUUUGAAUGGGAAAGACUGAUGUUGGUGGUGGCUGGAGACCAAAAAGCAAGGGAAAUGGUGUGCAUUCUGUACAUUCUCAUCUUUCACCUUCUCCUAGCACUUGCCUCACUUUGGCCUCCACUCACUUGAAAAGUGCAGCCAAAAAAAAUGGCCUUGAUCCUCUUAGCCCAGUAUUUCAGCAAAUCUUUUAAAAAAAAUUCUUGUUGGCUGCUGAAAACAGUUUUAUACUUUUUAGGAUUACCUUUUGCUCAACCCUUACAUUUUGCAUCAGUUAUUACACUUUGUGACAUGAUGCCCCUCUGUUUUGUGGGUACAGAUUUACCCAGUGGAGUCACCUAAUCAUUGUUCAUUUACAGGAAUGACUACGGUGUUCGAUCACUUGAGUCUAUUUUGGACAUGGUGAAGGUUAUGUCAUUUGCUCUUAAGGAAGGAAAGGUUGGUUAUUCACCUCAGAACCUUAACUUAAUACCAAUACAAGUUAAUAUCUUACUUCACGCAUCCAUUUACACCUCCUAUUCUCCUAAGCUUUUUGUUAUACCACUGUGAACAUUCAAGUGGCAAACUAUAAAAAAAGCUCACUAUGUCACUACAACAGUUUGUUAUACUACAAUCUAAUAUUAUUGAUAUUCUUGCAAUGCAUGACCAAAAUUGUGUUCAAAAAUAAUUCUGAUUAAAACAAACUGUAGAAAACUCAGUGUUGGUUUUGGAAUGGUUCACAAGUGGUUGGUGUCCUUUCUAUACUUUACUGGUUAGCUUACCUAAAAGGGUUGUACAAAUUGUGUGCUUUGACACAGAGCUUCUACACUCUUUCUUUGAGAUAAAACAGCUGUCUUGUGUUGACUUAAUCUUGAAAUUAUCAGAAAAAAUUAAAUACCUUGAGCAGUGUGAACUCCAUACAUUAUUUUGUUUUUAACAAAUCAAGCAAUCUUGUGCCAUGAUAAUGACUGCUAAAGUUAAAGUAGGAUGAUUUUAAGAAGUUUCAAAUAACAUUUCGAACAAUUAUCACAUCAUUUCAAAGAAAAUAGAUUGCAUAUUAUUUGAGCAAAGUCUUGUUUUUGUAUGAUAGUUUUUAUGUUUCCUGCGACUACUGAAAGAAACAAAAAAAGUUGCAUAAUUAUUUAAUUAGGUAAAAAAAUAGGCUUAAAUACCAUAUGUUUAAUGUACUGUGUGAUCAAAAGAGGAAUCUCCCAUCUUUAAGCCUAUUUAUCAUGGUUUCAUACUGAAAGAUACAUGUACCUGUAUAUAUGGGUAUUUCAGUUAAGCCUUGUUCAUGUAAAAUUGUGCACUAGGAGUAGAUGCCAGUUGUAACAAUCACAACUUAGCAGCAAGUUGUUGUAGUACCAUUGCUUUGAAAUGUUAAGUAAUCCAAGUUUUGAGGCCUCUUGUCCUUAGUUACACUUGUAAAAGACAUGAGGUAUUUGUCAAUAAUCUUCUCCAAAUUUGAUUGAUUGUGGUUGGAUUUUUUUUCUCUUUUUUUAUUUGAAAUUUCAGGUUGCAAUUCAUUGUCACGCUGGACUGGGUUGGUAACAUACCUUUAGACUGUUUCUUAAAGAUGUACAUUCUGAUUUUAAUCAUAUAGUGAGAAUACAGAUAGAUAAAAUAAUGGAUACAGUACAUGCAUUUUGAGCUACAUGUUAGAGGAUGCCAGUGUUUAAAAGAUGCAACCUUAACUAUAGAACUUAAGAAUUUUAGAGCCUUAGAACUUUUCUGUAUCCAGUCAAAAACUGAAAAUUUCACCAAAACUGCUUGCUUAUGAGACAGAACCUACUGUUAGAGAAAAAUGUUUUUAAUUACAUUUUAUUAAAUGAGAGCUCCAUAAGUGAGUGAGAGGGAUAGCCAACACAUUUUUUCUUCAACAGAAUGAAAAUUGUGAAGAAUGUCUUUUUGUAGAGGCCAAACACAAAUUUUACCAAGGCAAACUUUUUUCCUUGAAACAAGGGACAUGUGUACUGCACAUCAAAACAAAGAGAACCAAAUAUUUAAACAAAGCAACGUGGAAAUCCUUAUAUUGCUGAAAGAUAUUGCACUCUUAACAAAUGGACUUGAUACAUCCCCCCCCAUUGUAAAACCUCUGACCAGAGGUUUAAGGAAGUAAGGAAAUUUUUGGGAUCAAUAUCAUAAGGUCAAUUGACAUAUACAAGAGAAAGGUUUAGGUGUAAUGAGGUAACUCUAUUAAUAUUUUUACAGGUAGAACAGGAGUACUCAUUGCUUGCUACCUUGUAUAUUCUGAUAGAAUUGAGGCAGAGGAGGUGUGUUAUUAUUGAUAGAGGGGUGUGGAGCCAUGCUCACCCACAGAAAGAACUAAAGUAUUUAGAUGUUUUCCCAUUAAUUCUAAACUGAAAUUCAAGUACCAAAAGUGACCAUUUAGAUGUUUUUUUUAUUCAGCUCAGCUCAACUUUCUAUAAAUAAAAUUCAUAUACAUGUAGGCCUAUUUCUCUGACAUACAUCAUUGAUACUAAGACAAAUUAUUAUAAAUAUUAUUCAUGGGUGACCACUUUCAAUGGCAAUUUUCCGGUUGUUGACAUUUAAAAUACGGCCAUACUGUAGAAAUACAUGCUUUAGAGUCACUGAGAUCAGUGGUAGAGGAGCCUCAGACAAACCAGUAGGUUUUGAAUGAACGGGUACCUUUCAUCAAGAUAUAAGUUGAUAACUAAAGAUUUUUUUUAAAGUGCCUUUAAUAACGUUUCAAGAACGUAUGUAAAUGUCGUUACUAUCACUAUGAUUUUGACAAGGUAAAAUUAUUCAUUUUUGUAGACGGUGUGAUUAAGCUGGAGAGUAAAAACAGGAAAAUAUGAAAUAAUAGAGGAAAUGCUUAGAGUUAAAUGGAGUGAAAGUGGUAGCAUUUUGAUAUUAGCCUUAAAUCAAUUUCCUUUUUCUGUAGGCAAUUCACAAAGUACGGUCAAACAGGUAAAAUACAUUAAAUUUGAUAUUUGAUAGCGAGUCGUGGGUUCUGAUUGGCUACGCGAGCGAUUGCCCGCUUUGAUACAAGGGAAAAAUUAUGUGGAGCGGAAUUAGAAAGUUCGUAAUUUUUGGACAAUUUCGUCAAUGGAGUCGCAAAAAAACGACGAAAGACGGUCAAAACAAAGAAAACAUAAACGAUUUUCAGGAGUUAUUGUGCUAAAAGAACCGGAAAAUAAAAAAAUUUAAAAAACAAAGUGAUAUGAAAAGGUUUUAUUUCACGGAAAACGAGACGAGAAAUUAGUGCCACUCCCGAUUAAGGAAUUAAUUUUUUUUCCGGGAAAUUUUUAGAAAACGUUCACAAGACUUAUUAAGUCAACUUAUUUUUCAAUUUGUCAAAUGAAAAACGGGUAUGCGCCCAUCAAAGUUGGCCUUUUUCCGCUGUGCUCGAAAACAAACCAGUCAUUCUUGAUUUUUAUGAAGCAAAGUUUGGUUCUUCAUAUAUCAUAUAUUGACCAAGUUUAUUUGGUGAAGAUGACUGGAUAUUAGCCUCGAAUUUUUCCUGGUCCAUAAAAAAAAGAACUAAGCGAAUAUCCAGCCACGCUUUGUCAAUAACACAUAUAGGGUUAUUUUCUUUCUAGCAGUUACCAUAAUUGAUUAUAACAUGACAUAGGCUAUUUUUUGAGUUGUUGUUAAAUUUUCUAAGAAGCAUCAUUUAUCACUAAUUUCAUCACAAGUGGUUGAGUGAAGUUCAAAUGAGACCCAGAUGAAGUUUUGCCGUCCCUACAAAUAGAGCUUCCUCUUUCCGCGAUGUUAUCUUAUAAAUUUCAUGCUAUACCUACUAUGUAGACCCAAAGCUGUGCAGACACGAGGCCAGAUACAGUGUGUUAUUGAUUUCACGAACUUCCUAAACCAUCUUUGGGUGGUCUUUCCAUGCUGGUACGUUAACUCAAAUUAAUUUUAAAUUUGGUUUGAUCUGAAGAGUGCAUGGCACUUUUUGUUCAACAGUGCAGUAACGUAAGGUGUGCAGUGGAGAUUAUUAAUGGAUUUGAAAUACAGCACUCCUUAUUUCUUGCUAGAACGGAAGUGUACUAAGCAACAUCUGUUUUCCUCUUUUACCCGACCUUCCUUUGUUUAGGAGGCUCAAAACGCUUUCCUUAUUGGUUAUGGUGGUUAUUGUAAUUGUUAUCGUUUAUUUGACCAUAAUCAUGAUGUUCAUCAUCAUUGUUGUUGUUUUUGUUGCUUAAAUUCAUUUCAUUGUUACGAUUCCACUUUUUGCAAAGUUUUUUUUCCUUGAAGAAUGAGAGUCACUAGAAACAAUCAGAAACAAAAUGGGGCUGUAAGUACUCUCAGGGAACAAAUGAACAAGCUUUUUAUCGUCAAUCCGCGUCAAAAUAUGUUGCAAAUAAAUAGCACAAGGUAAAAGUUAAACCACCUCAGGAGGACUCCCAGUGUAAAUAUGGUUGCUCGUAAUUUUUUCUUCUAGUGCUCCCAGUGCAAAGCCAUUUACAUUACAACAAUACCUCAAACGUCAGAGACUGGUUUUGCAUGGUGAGGAGGAUAGAGUCCUUAAACAUGUUCCAAAGGUUAGAAAUGUACACGUAAGGCUUCUCAACUCACAAACAUAUUACCUCUAAGCAUUAGGUAUGUUGCAAAACUUGAGUCAGUCGGUACACUAGAUUAGCCAAUAAGCAUUUUCUUCCUGAUUUGGAGCCAUUUACUUUGAACGUUCCUUGAAAUUGGUGGGCUAGCUAAACUCAGUUGGUAGUUAAACGUUGUCUAGGGGAAUUAAAACUCUUCGAGUUUAUAUUCUUCUGAUCAAGGCUAAUUACACUGAAAUAAAGGUUGAUGUUUCAUUGGUAAGCUUUUAGUAUUUUACCUUGUUUUUUUUUAUUUACGGAUAUUUAAACCCAUUCUAUUGUUAGACCUCAUUAAAAUUUUAAUACAAUUAGAGCAAUCACCCAAAUAGCGAUAUUUAGUUAUUUGUAUAUAUUUUAUUUUUUUGCAAGGUGGUGUACAUUUGCUGCAGGCGACUGCUAGAAUUGGCAGGGGUUAAAAAAGAAGACGCUCCCCUAACCUGGAAUUUCUCACAGGACGCUAAAGCCGUUUCUUCUGAAGUGGAUGAUAGUUUCACCACUAGGGACCUUGACAGAGAGACCAUUGAAGAUUCACUUUCUAGUGAUGUAGCUGACUCAUUGAGGCAUAACCCUUACGUAGAUUCCAGUCUUCCUUUAUUUGAGGGUUCUUGCAUCUAUCGUGCAGAGAGUUGUGAUGCAUUUGUAGAUGAUACUUUUAGUAACGGGGAAGGAAAAACGUUGAGACAUUCAGAUGUAACAAACCCGAGAAGACGUGGUUCAGAACUAACUGUAGUUCUUCCAGGUGAAGGAAGACCCAAUCGUGUGCAAUUAGAGCCACUAAAUGUGCCAAAAAGACAAAAAAACAAGAAAGGAAAAUUAAUAAGGCCCAGUCAAAGCCUCGAAGCCACCGAUAACGAUGGAGGUGGACCAGAAGUCAACAGUGAUCGUAAUUCAUUGAAGGAAAGUGCGACGCCUAUAUCAGAAACAGACAGAAUACAAGUGGCAAAGUCUAUGGCAUCUAGUGCCUGUGUUGAUAGUACUGUUCAUAGUCGAACAGAGAGAAUUAAGGUACAUAAAUCCAUAUUUAUUAAGGUUACCUGCAAUUAGGAUUAUAGUCAUAGUGACGGAGUUACGUCUGCUAAAAAAGCAUCGUUGAAAUAAUGAACUGUUGGAGAAAUGAUGUUCGUCCGAAAUCUGUGUGACAAGCUGAGAAGUAACGCGUUUGAAAUUUGUCCCAUUGACCAUUCGUCGGAAUGCAUCUUUAAACUAUCACUCCACAGUUCUAAGGGGAAACAUACAUUUUUGGGGGUUUUUAAUGUGUCACUACAACUUUACCUGCACAAAAAAUAUACAGGGUAAGACUUCUUCGCUGAAGGAUUUUGAAAGCGAUCCUUUUUUUUAUAGUAGUAGUAAUUUCGAAACAAGAUAGAAACUACAGAUACAUCAUUUAAUUCAAAGAAAUGAUCGUAGUGAACGAGAAUAAGAACGCGUUUCGCGGGAGUUAUUUCCCGCAGUGUUCCUCAAGGUGAAUAAUAAAAAUUGCCUCGUUAUAAUUUUUUAUGAAAUAAUUCAAAUAGUGCGUGCGCUCUGAUUGGCCAUAAAACCAUUUUACAUGAGCGUAUGUAAACACGGUUUUCGUUCCUCUUUCAUUAGUUAUUUUAUAAAAGAAAUAUAAAAUGUAAUCCGUGUUUUACAUAGCCUGAUGUAAACACUUGGGAGGUUGGGAGAACCACUCGAUAAGCUGGAAACCACUCCGCUUCGCGUCGUGGUUUCCUACGCUUAUCUCGUGUUCUCCCAACCUCCCGCGUGUUUACAUCAGGUUAGGUAAACACGGAAACCAUUUUACAUUUCUUCAUUGUUAUUCUCUUAUCAAAGAAUUACCCCAGUCUCCCUAAAGUUUGCAACAGACAAUGAUGAAGCCAAAUCAUAUCUAGAAAUCUAUUGGUUGUCUUAAGUAAAGGAAAAGGGGACAUUUACGACAACACGACGAGCUGAUAGGUGUUAUAAUUAUUAUUUAGAAAUCUCAUCAUCACUGUUAUUACUAUUAAUAUGAUUAUUACUAUGUACACUAUCAUUAUUGCUAUUAUCGUCAUCAUUAUCACUGAUAUCAUCAUUGAUAGAAACAACUAUAGUGGAAAACAUGCGUUACGGGAUUCCUGUUAGUGAUACAUUAAUUUUUCUUGACUUUCUAAUGUAGAGGAAACUUAACAGCUUCGAUUGUUGGGAAGAAGUUCUUACUGAAAGUGAUCCGUGGGUUCUAACUCGUCUUUUAUGGGCCUGGUUAGGUAGUUUGGUGGUGAGUAUUUCUACAAAUCCUUGUUUAUCCCAUAAAGUCUUGUUUAAAAAGCACAAUGUUAAAUUAUGGUCCGUUGUGCUCAGCCAGUUGAAUUGGUAUCUAUUGAAUUAAAAAAAAUGUUUUUAUCUAUUAAAGGGGUCAUAUGUUUUAAUUUUCUUUGUUAUAGCAAUGCAUGUGACUUACCCAGUAUUUUCUUACAGGAACCAGUCCUGGGUGAGAAAGAGGUGUCACUACUGGAACAAUAUGAUGAUCCCAUAGGAGUAGUGAAGAAACUUGACCGAGUAAGAGAAAAGUCAUCAGGCCUCAUUUACUUUGACUCCCGCAUGUUCCAUUUUGACAGACGUAAAAGAGAUUUUUGUUCUAAAAACCGUAAUUGACCAUUUAUUUCCACGAACGCCAACGAAAAGUGUACAUAAAAGUUAACCACUCACCGCCUUUCAAGAUUCCAAAGAGUAAUCUAACUUUCGAAAAUUGUUCAUACACAAGACUCGCCUCAAUUCAGAGACGGUUAACGCAACAACAAAAAACCUUACUCUGAGUUCGGAAUGCCCUGUGAUGUAGUCCCAAAUUAUCAAUUAGAUUCCAGGGAAUGGUAGCAAGAAGAGUUCACUUCCUUUUGUCACAGUUACAUUAACAGGUCCCCAAGGAAGAAUCAGCAGUGUAGCCUCCUUAGUAGAACCUUGAAUACAAUAAAAGGCAAUCUUCUAGAGGUUAAGAGAAUCUGCAAAUACGGAGUCAAGAGGCCUGCUGAGCGGUUUUUGUUGGCAUUGCUAGUUUUUAGCACUUUUAGUGAUGUUCUUGUUUUCUUGUGUUAUUAUUAUUGUAUGCUUUGUUUCUUUUUUAGGGUACAAGAGACACUUUAGAAUGCCUCGUUACUACCAUGUGUAAGGUAGGAUGAAAAGUUACCAAAGGUUACCCCCAAUGGUUAUUAACAGUGCUCUUAUCAUGGAUCGUAACUAGAACCUGUCAAAAAAACACAGAGCAUUUUCCCUAAAAGCACUCGUAACUGGAAAACUGCUGUUCGGUAACUCAGGUUAUCAUUUGCGAAUACAAUUUACUUAUCGAGAUAAAGUAAUCUGUAAAUUGAAAAAAAAAAAGAAAUUGAGGAGGUAGGAGCACGUAAAAUAUGCGCAUCUGUACAUUUUUUUCGCGUUCCAGCACUAGCUGCAAGGCUUAAUACACUGAUGAGAUCAACUACAUGUCUCAACAUCUGUUAAAAACAGAAAAAAAAUUAUGAAAAAAAAUGAUGAUAACCAAAGAUGAAAAAUAGGCUUGCUGAGUUCCCAAAAGAUUAAUUGUGAGUCAACUGAAGCAAUCUGCUAACAAAGAGGAGAAACCUUGUCCUAGGCAACAAUUAAGAACUCCGCAUUCCUAUUUUUUUGCUGUUGUCCUUUUUUUUUUUUAAAUUUUUUCGUAAUAUUUCGAAUUAAACCUACAGUUGUGAAGAACAGUGGCGUUUCUAACGUAGAAGAACAGAUCUGUAUCCAGGGAAAAACCCCCGAGUGAAAAUCUACCUAGCAAUUUAUUACUGUUUUAUGUUGGCGACGUAGGCUUACCUUUAAAUUUUUUAUCCGUGCUACUGUGGUGCUUAGCUGAUUAAUGUUUGAUUAUAAUGUGUUAAAUUUUGAUGAAAGAAUAGCUGAGGAAAUAGUGCUCCACCUAAUUUAGUAUAAAACUUUGGAUUACGUAUUUGUCCUACUAUAAUCUGCUUGCAGUCGAUUGGAUGCUUGUAUUCCUAGUGUUACAUGGAGUGUAAGACGGUAAAAUUUAAGGGAUUCACGUGAUCUCUCUUUAACACGAACAAUUCAAAUUGUAUUUCUCCAGUUGCAGCCGUUACCAAAUGAACUUGGUGAUCGUGUCCUACGUAACAUAGCCAUGAUUCUUACCCACAACAAGGAGUUGUCCUUAACAUCAGCAAGUGCUUACAUGUCUAAAGUUCAAGAACAUGCUGAGGCAGAAUCGUCUCCUAAUCAAGGUGCAAACGAGUUACAAAGGCUGGAUGUUUCUUCAGAAUCUGAGAUACGUUCAAGAUCAUGCAGAGUGCUUUUUUUCCUAAGACAUGUGGUGAAUACUCUGCAAAGCCUUUAGAGGGGAUAAUAUUAUAAUGACAGAAACUUAGUCACUAUUUAUUAAAUCGUUUACCGCGUCGUGCGGAAUGAUCUUUCGAAAGAAGGAAAACUGAAAAUUUAACUUCGCUAGAAUAGUGUAACACCUAAGAGAUGAGGAUAAACUCGAGAGAUGCGAGGAUGGGUUGGGAUGGCUUAGAUCUAAACAGAUUGAAAACGCCUUAUUUGAAAACCUUAAGGUAAGAAGCACAAACCUUGACGUAGCUUAUUUACCGACAUAGGGGACAAAGAUAACGUUCGCCUCUCUCAUAUUUCAUAAGUUUAAUUGCCGUGAUGAAUGCUACCUAAAAAAUACCCUGUACAUCGAGAUCUGUCAUUAAGGCUCUGGAUCCGUAAGAGUACAAAAAUUAUUGUGAACCAAAGCGAUACGUGUAAUGAUUUAGAGCUUCCUGGUUAGUGUGGGGUAUCGCGUGGUUAAAUUCGACUUCCCGGUACGCGUUCGCAGUUACCUCACGCGAUGUGUUCUUUUAAAAUUCUUAAUCGAACCUCUGCCAGCGCCCAGCAUCGAUAUUUGUCAGUCUCUUAAAACCAAUAAAGUUUAACUGC
Molecule: messenger RNA, 13769 nt
Organism: Pocillopora meandrina
Lineage: Eukaryota; Metazoa; Cnidaria; Anthozoa; Scleractinia; Pocilloporidae
Source: the annotation of a GenBank genome assembly